Messenger RNA from Gadus morhua (Atlantic cod), 1654 nucleotides. Its product is annotated as potassium voltage-gated channel subfamily A member 2. The coding region runs from base 6 to 1478 and encodes 490 amino acids. The record is from RefSeq and is a predicted model, not a curated record. Gene Ontology annotation, cellular component: membrane; voltage-gated potassium channel complex; dendrite. Gene Ontology annotation, biological process: protein homooligomerization; action potential; potassium ion transmembrane transport. Gene Ontology annotation, molecular function: protein binding; delayed rectifier potassium channel activity. NCBI's taxonomy places the organism in Eukaryota, Metazoa, Chordata, Actinopteri, Gadiformes, Gadidae. The transcript has a single exon.
GCACCAUGACCGUUGCCACGGGCGACACCUCGGACGAGGUGGCGGCGACGCACCCGCAGGACUACGACCCGGACGCCGACCACGAGUGCUGCGAGCGCGUGGUCAUCAACAUCUCGGGGCUGCGCUUCGAGACGCAGCUCAAGACCCUCUCGCAGUUCCCAGAGACGCUGCUGGGCGACCCCAAGAAGCGCAUGCGCUACUUCGACCCGCUGAGGAACGAGUACUUCUUCGACCGCAACCGGAUCAGCUUCGACGCCAUCCUGUACUACUACCAGUCGGGCGGCCGCCUCCGCCGGCCCGUCAACGUCACGCUGGACAUCUUCUCGGAGGAGAUCCGCUUCUACGAGCUGGGCGAGGAGGCCAUCGAGCUCUUCCGGGAGGACGAGGGCUUCGUCAAGGAGGAGGAGCGGCCCCUGCCCGAGAACGAGUUCCAGAGACAGGUGUGGCUGCUCUUUGAGUACCCCGAGAGCUCCGGCCCGGCGCGCAUCAUAGCCAUCAUCUCCGUCAUGGUCAUCCUCAUCUCCAUCGUCAGCUUCUGCCUGGAGACGCUGCCGGUGUUCCGCAACGACGAGGAUGAGGGCCACACCACGGUGUUCAACCCCGAGACCAACAGGACCACCCACCACUACACCUCCACCUACUUCACCGACCCCUUCUUCAUCCUGGAGACCCUGUGCAUCAUCUGGUUCUCCUUCGAGUUCCUGGUGCGCCUGUUCGCGUGUCCCAGCAAGGCGGGCUUCUUCGGGGACAUCAUGAACAUCAUCGACAUCGUGGCCAUCAUCCCGUACUUCAUCACCCUGGCCACCGAGCUGAUGGAGAAGCCCGAGGACGGCAUGGCGGGCCAGCAGGCCAUGUCCCUGGCCAUCCUCAGGGUCAUCCGCCUGGUGCGGGUCUUCAGGAUCUUCAAGCUGUCCCGCCACUCCAAGGGGCUCCAGAUCCUGGGCCAGACGCUGAAGGCCAGCAUGCGGGAGCUGGGCCUGCUCAUCUUCUUCCUCUUCAUCGGCGUCAUCCUCUUCUCCAGUGCCGUGUACUUCGCCGAGGCCGACGAGCCCGUGUCGCAGUUCGAGAGCAUCCCCGACGCCUUCUGGUGGGCCGUGGUGUCCAUGACGACGGUGGGCUACGGCGACAUGGUGCCCACGACCAUCGGCGGCAAGAUCGUGGGCUCGCUGUGCGCCAUCGCCGGCGUGCUCACCAUCGCGCUGCCCGUGCCCGUCAUCGUGUCCAACUUCAACUACUUCUACCACCGCGAGACGGAGGGCGAGGAGCAGGCGCAGUACCUUCAGCCCAAGGUGGACUCCCAGGAGGAGCUGAAGGGCAGCCGGAGCGGCUCGCUCGUCAGCAAGUCCGACUACAUGGAGAUCCAGGAGGUGGUGAACAACAGCAACGAGGACCUCCCGGAGGAGAACCUCAAGACGGGCAACCACACGCUGGCCAACACAAACUAUGUCAACAUCACCAAGAUGCUCACCGACGUGUAGGAACAUGAGCGGUUGACGGUCGCGCCCGUGAAGGCCGGAAGCCGUCGGACCGGUGGGUCCGGUUGCACCCCCCCCCCCCCCCCCUCCAUCCCCUUCCUCCCUGACUCAUAUAUGCUGGAUUAUCAAGGCAAUAGGAUCGUGAUGAGAUAAAGACUAAUUAAUACAUCUGCUUACCC